Molecule: messenger RNA, 1729 nt
Organism: Gadus chalcogrammus (walleye pollock)
Lineage: Eukaryota; Metazoa; Chordata; Actinopteri; Gadiformes; Gadidae
Gene: timm22
Product: translocase of inner mitochondrial membrane 22 homolog (yeast)
Exons: 4
Coding region: 13-612 (199 amino acids)
Biological process (GO): protein insertion into mitochondrial inner membrane
Cellular component (GO): TIM22 mitochondrial import inner membrane insertion complex
Molecular function (GO): transmembrane protein transporter activity
Source: RefSeq, a predicted model, not a curated record
UCAUCGAAAAACAUGGCCGCGUCCACGGAUGUUCCUGAAUCCGGCGCUCAAGGUUCAAGCCCUUCUAGUUUCAAUGUUGAUGAUGCCCAACAUUUCCAGUAUAGUAUGCUUCUGGAACAUCUUAUCGGCGAUAGGAGGCCGAUCAAAGAUCUUAAUCCAGCCGUCAUGGCGGGACUUCCAGUUCCUUAUAAAAGCGACGAGCAGAAGAUGAUCGAGCGAGCAAUGGAAAGCUGUACCUUUAAGGCAGCUCUAGCAUGUGUUGGAGGAUUCGUCCUUGGUGGAGCUUUUGGUGUGUUCACAGCGGGUAUCGACACCAACGUGGGCUUCGACCCCAAGGACCCCAUGAGAACUCCAACAGCACGCGAGGUCCUCAAAGACAUGGGCCAGAGAGGGAUGUCAUACGCCAAGAACUUCGCUAUGAUCGGUGCCAUGUUCUCAUGCACAGAAUGCGUCAUAGAAUCAUACAGGGGAAAGUCGGACUGGAAGAAUGCAAUCUACAGUGGCUGUGUCACCGGGGGAGUCAUAGGAUUCCGUGCCGGGCUGAAGGCAGGAGUGUUUGGGUGUGGAGGGUUCGCCGCCUUCUCUGCAGCCAUCGAGUAUUACCUGCGGUGAGACCGGGCUGGGACUUGGGACUCUAUGGGCCUUUUCAUUCUGCCCCAACGCCAUGAACCAGGAUGAAGAUGUGACUGUUUUUCUCACCUUGAACAAGUCUCGGCGUGGAUGAGGAAUGAUAUGCAGUAAGAGGAGGAUCAGACCGGAUCAAAGCUUGUCAUCACUUCAUGCAGAAUUCUGAUUGGACGAUUUUAUUUUUUUGUCAAAAGGUCUGUGUAUUAGUUUGCACACUGUGUGGUGCAAUGGUUGCCCUAUGGUGGUCCAGAGAGUAGGCGUGCAUCGUUUACCUGAUGUCUUUGAAAGUUGACCCCUUUGAUAUGUAUGUUAAUAAUAUAUAUGUGAAUGAAUCUGUUGGACCAUUUACACAAUUAAAAAUGACUAAACGAGCGGAUGAAAACUGUAAUGGUCUUACAUUUAGCCUGUAAUUAAUGUCUGUAAAAAAAUAGUUUGUUUUCCAGUAACAUAUUGGAAUUGUGGAUUUCAUAUGUGGAUAAAGUCGUUAGUUUAUCCCUGAUUUGCAAAUUUCAUUGUACAUCUUGAAUCUAUUAUACAUGUAUAAACAUAAACAUGUGUGAUGUUUGUAUUCGGUACACUACCCUGCCUAAUUCAUGCAACAAAUAUUUAACAUCCAAUGUGUUCACAGCUAGCUUUAUAAUAAGAUCAAUCAUACCUCAGAAAGCAGAUAAACCAUUGUUACAUGCCAUGUGUAAUUUAAAACCUCUUUCAAUGGAUUGUAUUUCAAUAACUUCAGAAUAUAGCUGGUCAGUAGAAUGGCCUAUGAACACUAGGGGGAGCUAUAGGCCUAGAUAGCACUGAAACGCCAUCAUAACAUUCUGUAGGCCUAAAAGGUGGGAGUAAAUUGUUCAAGUCAAUUGAUAAUUGCCAUGCUGAGAUUUGGGGGGCUGGGCUCGAUUCACUAUUUCAAUCAAAUUUGGACAUUCUAACAUACAACAAUUUACAUAAUUAUGUUAAGCAGUUUGGUAGUUGCUCAUAGUCAGUCUCAAGUAAGCUUGGGCCUCAGUUCAACACAGAGACAAGGUGACAGUGUUUUGGUACAUUUUAUUUUACUUAAAAAAAGGAAAGUUCACAUUGACAUUUAGCCUCAAUACAGUAUACU